AGUCCCCACGAGAGAUGAGAGAUGAGAUAUCUGCUUACCGACAUCAUGGAUCGACAGCUUAUUCCCCUGGCUGUGGCCAUACUUCUGGUCUCCUUUGGGCCUGGUACGAUGGUAGAUGGCGUUCUCACUCCCAAAGAGAUUGAUUACAAGCUAGCACCAUACGCAGGCAACACCUCACAUGUACCGGUACCUGGCCAGUACAGCCCUUACAUUAGGAAUAGCACCUGUUGGGGACGAGGCGAUGUACGUUACCGUACAUUUGACGGUCUGAAGUUCCUCUAUAACACCCCUACUGAUAGACUUGGCAUUAUGGUAAUGCCCUGGGUGGAUCUUCCAUGGUGGGUGGUUACGACCCAGGAAUUCUUUAAUGGGGGACCGAAAACGCGCAUCGAUGAAGUCUACGUUAAGUGUUCAGGCCAAUACUUUAGGGCUGUAUUAGGUCCUACUGUGGCAUUGUGGUAUUGGUUCAUGGGAUGGUGGUUUCCAAUUCCACUACCACCAGUCAUCCUUGCCGGCGGAGCUGUUACCGUGGAUUUUUUUGCGCCCAGAGGUUAUGUUAUACAUUGCCAUGCCGUUCCAAUGACUGUUUAUGUCGCUCUGCACUCUGUCUGGAUAACCAUGACCCCCUUACACUCCGCCGCUGAUUUAGGAGUACGUGGUAUUUGCGGGGACUACAAUGGAUUUCCACAAAACGACUUUUCGGACCUAGGGCCGCUCGUCCUUCCGCCAUGGAAACCUCUCUUGAUUCCUCCCUUGUAA
Lingula anatina is the source of this 759-nucleotide messenger RNA. RefSeq lists its product as uncharacterized. Lineage: Eukaryota; Metazoa; Brachiopoda; Lingulata; Lingulida; Lingulidae. The record is from RefSeq and is a predicted model, not a curated record.